This is a messenger RNA of Nematostella vectensis (starlet sea anemone), 1459 nucleotides long. Its product is annotated as keratin-associated protein 5-5. The record is from RefSeq and is a predicted model, not a curated record. The transcript is spliced from 4 exons. Lineage: Eukaryota; Metazoa; Cnidaria; Anthozoa; Actiniaria; Edwardsiidae. Bases 159 to 950 code for a protein of 263 amino acids.
CUUGUAAUUCGAGUGAGAAAAAACCGACGCCGGUUCCUAUAUGCGGAAGUGCAUUGAGAACUAUACCACUGAGAACAAUAGAAAGACAAUGAGGACAGUUCUUCGUCCGUUAGGCAUCUGAUUCUCUUUUCAUCUGGUGUGAAUUCCGAGGUUUUGCCAUGAACUACAAGGCUUUAUUUGUGGUUUUCCUAGUCAUUGGAGUUUCAGAAAUUCCGCAGACCAAUUCAAAAGCUGUUAAUAACAUAACAAAAACGCCAAAGGUACUGAAUCUAGUGUCGGAGCUUCUUGCAGAUGAAGAGCGAGAGGAUACGACGAGAGUCCGACGUGAUGACGAUGAAUUAUCGGCAUCUGGAGAAGACGAGGACGAAGACGAAGGAAGUAGCGAGCCAACGACAAAGAAAUGUGAGACGUCUUGCGAUGGGGGUAAACAUAUCGACAAAUGCACGUGCGACAAAAGCAAAUGUGGGGAAACAAAUGACGAGCCCUGCAAGAAAUGCCAAACGAACAAGUGUGCGGCAACAAGCCCCCAAAAAUGUGACGUCACAGGGCAAGCAGCAAAAUGCGCAUGCCCAAAGCAAAAUCAAUCUCCCGUCAUGCAACGCGUGUUUGGCAUCCCUGCCGUGAUGGUAGCGCCGUUCAACGCAGGUGCUUCCACGGGUGCUGUCGCUAAGAAAAAUACUGCAAGCAAGAAGUGUUGUGGGUGUCAUGAAUGUUGCUGUUGUUGCGAGCCGUGUUGUUGUUGUCAUGAAUGCUGUUGUUGUCCUUGUUGUUGUUGUUGUUGCGAGCCAUGUUGCUGCUGUCACGAAUGUUGUUGUUGUGAGCCUUGUUGUCACUGCUGUCACUGUUGCCACCACUGUUGUCAUCAUUGUUGCAAUCAUUGUUGUUGUAAGAAGUGCGAAGGUCAGGGAAUGGGAGGAAACGGUGGCAAUGGAGGCAUGCAAGGGAAAUAGGAUAAAGUAGCAUCGACUACGAGCAACCAGAAAUAUAUAGAAGGGUGCUAGAAAAGUGUAACAGAUGAUUACAUCUAAUAGGACUGUUUACAAAAAACUUGGAAGCACUAACCACCAUAUAAGGAUAAACAUUCUCACUAAAUGCAAAUCAAUUUUCGCUCGUAGAAGGUUUUUUCCCGCUCUUUUUCGCCUUACGGCGAAGUGGCGUGAGUGGAAACCAUUUCAGAGCUGGCCAAUGAAAACCCUUCAAAGAAUUGAAAUGAUGUUGACAUAAGACGAUUUGGACGAUGAGAUUCAUCGGCGAAAAUUCGCAAAAUACUGAAAACCGCUGUCAUGUAUUCAAUGUGUAUAGAGGUUUUACUAUUUUGCUUACUAGAAGCAACGAUUCAAGUUAGAAAAAAUGAAUGAAAAAGCAUGAUGGCAUAGAAAUGAUGUAUAGUAUGGUGAAGCAAAGCUAUACUGUUACUUUUGUGGGUUUUAUCUCGCAAUAAACACCAGUUUUAUUGAAA